AUGGGCUGCACACAAUCUACUGGCAUGGACGACGAGGGCAAAGCCCGCAACGACGAGAUCGAGUCCCAACUCAAAAAGGACCGUAUGAACGCCAAGAAUGAGAUUAAGAUGCUGCUACUUGGUGCUGGAGAGUCUGGCAAGUCAACGGUGCUCAAGCAAAUGAAGCUUAUUCACCAUGGCGGAUACAACAACCAGGAGAGAGAGUCAUACAAAGAGAUCAUCUUCUCCAACACGCUCCAGUCCAUGCGUGCGAUUCUGGAGGCCAUGCCGGCGCUUGACUUGCAACUACAGCCUCAAAAUGACGCCCGUCGGGGCAUUGUCAUGGCGCUUCCAGGACAAAUGGAAACCGACUCGCUUCCGCCUGACGUAGCUGACUCCCUCUUGAAUCUCUGGCAAGAUCCCGGCGUUCGCGAGGCUGUCAGGCGAAGCCGUGAGUUCCAACUAAACGAUUCGGCCACAUAUUACUUCAACUCCCUGGAGCGUAUGUCGUCGGCAGCGUACUUGCCCACGGAUCAAGAUAUACUACGAUCUCGUGUCAAAACGACUGGUAUCACGGAGACAACGUUCCGUGUUGGGGAGCUCACGUACAAACUCUUUGAUGUGGGCGGUCAGCGAAGUGAACGUAAAAAGUGGAUUCACUGUUUCGAGAAUGUUACCGCGCUCGUCUUCCUGGUCUCGCUGAGCGAGUACGACCAGAUGCUGUACGAAGACGAGAGUGUCAAUCGUAUGCAAGAAGCGUUGACGUUGUUCGACUCGAUUUGCAAUUCAAGGUGGUUCGUCAAGACCUCUAUCAUUCUCUUUUUGAACAAGAUUGACUUGUUCGCAGAGAAGUUACCCCAUUCGCCAAUGGCUGACUACUUCCCUGACUACACUGGUGGGGACAAUUAUGCGGCUUGCGACUAUUUGUUGCAUCGGUUUGUCUCUCUGAAUCAGAGCGCCGCCUCGAAACAGAUCUACGCCCACUAUACUUGUGCGACAGACACUCAACAAAUCAAAUUUGUGUUGAGCGCUAUCCAGGAUAUUCUGCUGCAAAUACAUCUACGUGAAUGUGGUCUCCUCUAA
Molecule: messenger RNA, 1062 nt
Organism: Rhizoctonia solani
Lineage: Eukaryota; Fungi; Basidiomycota; Agaricomycetes; Cantharellales; Ceratobasidiaceae
Product: G-protein alpha subunit
Exons: 7
Coding region: 1-1062 (353 amino acids)
Biological process (GO): G protein-coupled receptor signaling pathway
Cellular component (GO): heterotrimeric G-protein complex
Molecular function (GO): GTP binding; GTPase activity; G-protein beta/gamma-subunit complex binding
Source: RefSeq, a predicted model, not a curated record